Molecule: messenger RNA, 8747 nt
Organism: Eupeodes corollae
Lineage: Eukaryota; Metazoa; Arthropoda; Insecta; Diptera; Syrphidae
Gene: fra
Product: neogenin
Exons: 14
Coding region: 1234-5868 (1544 amino acids)
Biological process (GO): cell-cell adhesion
Cellular component (GO): membrane
Molecular function (GO): protein binding
Source: RefSeq, a predicted model, not a curated record
UAGAAAUUGAAAGAAUCGAAGAAAGAAAAUAAACAAAAGAGCCACAGAGCGAGAAAGAAGAGAAACAGACGGACAAGGCAAACCCAAAAGCAAAAGCAACGGCAAACCACGCCAAAUCAAAAUAAAAUUUCUUCAGUCUGCAAGUAGUUAAGAUGGCGUUUGGUUAGUUUACCGGAUAACCGUAUAAAAAUCGAGUGUUUUUUCGUACAUAAGAAUUCUUUCCAAGAAAAAUAGAGUGAAAAAAAAACAACUCAGCUUCUGGAUUGAGCAAGCAUUUUGUUUCUGUGCAAUAUUCUCGAGAACCGGAAUACAUUUUAAAACUGUAUUAUUCCAAUUAAUCUGCAAUCGGAUUUGCUUUUCAUUCAUAAUUUUACUCACUUUUUUCGAUCGGGGUGUUUGGUAUUCGGUUUUGAUUUUUGUCUGCUUUUCUCGGAUUUUACUAUCAAAUCAAAGUUAACGGCCUUGUGUCUGCUCUUUAGUGAGAAAACGAAAAGAAUUCACAGUCACCAAAAAUACAAAAAAAAAGAAUAAAAAACGAAAACCAAAACGAAGAUGAAGAUGAAAAGAGAAUAGAACAACUUUUUUGUUUAGUGUGGGUGUGUUUACCUUUUUAACUCUCCUUUCCGUUUCUUCGUUAAAUUCGCGUCAAUUAAAUUGCAUAAUUUUACAGUUAGUGCUAAUAAUAUUGCUCUGAUUGCAACAAUAAAGAAAUGCAUUUGGAUAAAGUGUGAUUAGAUGCAUUUUAAUGAAAGAAAAUACGAUUGGCAUUCGAUAACAAGACCGGAACAAGUUUAAAUCGUUCUUCUUGUUGCAGUGUGUCCUAUUCUAAGAGCCUGAGUUAGAGGGAGAGAAGAUUUAUCAAAAAAGAAAAUAAAAAGUGGUUUUAUUGUGUUUUGUUCGUUUUCCUUUUGUGUGCAACUCUGUUUGUAAAAAGAACAGUGAAAUAGUUUAUGUGAAAAAUAAAAUAAAAAACAUGCUGUGGUGUUUUUUAAUUGAAAAAUAAAAAUAAAAUUUACAACAAAAUAAAUAAAUAAAUAAAUAGCAACAAAAAUAAGAAGAUUAAGAAGAAGAAAUAAAUAAAAAUGUGUAGCUAAUAAAGUUUGUUGCUUGUUUUCCGUCUGCAAAAAAUUGUCCUAGUGUCUGUCGUCUCUUGUGUUGUGAAUUAGAAUCAUUCGAUUGGAUUAAAUAAGACAACAGGACAACAUCUCAUCAUCAUCAUCGUAAUCAUCUAAAAUGUACCGGCCAUCUGGAAGAGGUGGAGGAGGAGGACAACCUAUUGUCGUUGGAUUACAUUAUUUGGUGCUUUUGCUGCUUCUGUUGGUGGCAUCAUUCCGGAUUGCAAAGUGUCAAGGAAGUCAAGUUCUAGAAUUCACAUUGGAACCUCAAGAUGUGGUUGUUCCCGAAGGUAAUUCCGUUCUUCUACAAUGUUCGGGCAAAACACAACACGGUUCCCACCAAAAAGCUGGAAAAACAUCACCAAACAUUCGGUGGCGAGGUCCUGAUGGUCAGGAUUUGGGAAUUGUCGGUGAUACAUUUAGAACCCAACUUAAAAAUGGUUCAUUGUACAUAAGUUCAGUUGAACAGAACCGUGGUCUAACUGGUUCGUAUCAAUGUCUCCUAAGUGUCGAUGGCAUCGGCACGAUAGUUAGUCGAUCGGCGAUAGUUUCCAUCGCCCGACUACCUGAAAUCAAUCAAGACUUUAUGGAAUCCUAUCUACUGCCCGGUCAGACAGCCUACUUCCGUUGCAUUCUCGGCCACAUUCAGCCUGGUAUCAAAAACGAUAUUCAAUGGCUAAAAGAUGAUGCCCCUCUGCAAAUAGACAAUCUGAGAAUGGUAAUCCUUCAGAAUGGUGCUUUGGAAAUAGACGAAAUCGGUACUUCGGAUCGAGGAACUUAUCAGUGCAAUGUGACUUCGGGUGUGGUGUCGAGACUGAGUAGUAAAACCAAUUUGAACAUCAAGAAAUUAACCGAAGGUGGGGAGAGUCAAGUAGCGCCAUCGUUCCUUGUUGGCCCAUCACCGAAAACCGUCAAGGAGGGAGACACUGUGACACUAGACUGUGUGGCAAAUGGAAUGCCAAAACCACAAAUACGGUGGCUGCGGAAUGGAGAAGAGCUGGAUUUAAAUAUCUUUCCUAGCGACUUGGAUUCUCGUUUUUCGAUCCUCGGCACAGGAUCUCUACAAAUUUCUGCCGCAGAAGACAUUGAUUCGGGAAACUAUCAAUGCCGAGCCAGUAAUACGGUUGAUUCCUUAGACGCUCAAGCCACCUUACAAGUUCAAGUUCCUCCGAAAUUCAUCCAAAGUCCCACCGAUAAGUCUGCUUUCGAGAAGGAAGAACUUGAGUUGGAGUGUGCCAUCAGAGGCAAACCCAAGCCAAUGAUCCAUUGGAUGAAAAAUGGCGACGUAAUCACACCCAAUGACUAUAUGCAACUUGUUGCUGGUCAUAAUCUACGAAUCAUGGGUCUCCUACAAUCCGAUGCAGGAAUGUUUCAAUGUGUCGGAACGAAUCCAGCAGGAAGUGUUCAAGCAUCGGCUCGCCUUAAAAUCAUCACACCAGAGCAAAAGUACAAAACGAAGAAACCCCAGUCCCAGACAACGAAAUCCCUUCAAACCUUAAGCCCGAAACGUCGUAACAAAAAUAACAGCAACAGCAACGACAAUAAUUCUGGUGAAGUUCAAGUGCGAACUAAGUCUGUUGAUAAUACACGAAUUCUAUCGAAAAGUGCACUCGAUAGCCUCUUGUCCAAAGGCAAAGGCAUUACUAUUCCUAGUGGUGUUGAAAUUGCCCUUAACGACAAUACCAACUAUGGCGAUGACGAUGAGGACGACGAAAACUACGAUGAUAAUUCCGAAUCACCAGACGACAAAGAUUACGACGACGACGAAGAGAUCACAGGCAACGAAGAUAUAAUAAACGCCUUCAAACGUGGCGACGAUCCCAAUAAGAUUCUCAACACAUGGAAGAACAAGCAGGACAACGAACGACGCCAAGAGGAGUUAGCUUCCUCUUCGCAGAAAAUUCGAAGAAAAAAUCCCUUAUCCUCAUCCUCUUCACUUGAUUUAGAUGAAGAUGGCCAAUUGACUGCAGCUGGAAACCAUUUACCAGGACCACCCCGAGAUUUGGUAGCGCAAAUAGUCAAGCCCAGAUUUGUGGCAAUCAGUUGGAUGGAGCCGGUUAAAAAUCCCGAUGAGGUCAUCUCCUACACGGUUUACUACAAGAUGAACAACAGCGAAAGGGAACAAAAAAUCAUCACAAAAUCACAUGACGACCAACAAGUCAACAUUCAGUCCUUGAUGCCAGGAAAAACCUAUCAGUUCCGGGUUAUCGGCAAUAGCAAUUUUGGUCCUGGCGAGUCAUCUGAGAUUUUGGAAGUGCGGACACAACCGGAAGAGAAUAUUGCCGGUCCACCUCGAAGUGUUGAAGGAUAUCCAUUGAACCACAAAGAGAUUUAUGUGAAAUGGGAGCCACCAAUCGUCACCAAUGGGAUUAUCUCCAAGUAUCGCAUCUAUUAUGCUGAGGAUGAUAGCGGUGCUGAAAUGUACACGGAUAGUACAUCGCAAAGUGUCAUUCUAAAUGAACUUCGUCCAUUUACCGAGUAUACAAUUACCGUUGUGCCUUUUAAUCAAAACGGAAUGGGUGAUCCAUCGAAUGAAAUGAAAGUCAAAACCUAUUCAUCAUCACCUUCAGAACCACCAAAUAAUGUUACCCUUGAAGUAACAAGCUCAACAUCAAUAACCGUGCACUGGGAACCGCCGGCUGAGGAAGAACGAAAUGGCCAAAUCACUGGCUAUAAGAUACGUUAUCGGAAACUGAAGGAAGCUCCUGAAGUGAAAAGUACCCCGGCUAAUAUUCGUUACUUUGAAUUGAACGGCUUGGAUCGAAACUCAGAAUACCAGGUGAAGAUUGCUGCUAUGACAGUUAAUGGAACAGGACCAUUCACCGAAUGGCAUCGCGUUGUAACUCUGGAAAAUGAUCUUGACGAGACUCAAGUUCCUGGGAAGCCAGUAUGGAUAGUUGUACGAACUGGAGCAGAGAGUAUAGCAUUGCAUUGGGGCCCUCCAAUUCAACAUGAAAUCAAAAUUCGCAAUUUUGUCCUUGGCUGGGGUAAAGGAAUUCCCGACGAGAAUAUUCUUGAACUUAACGAAAGCGAACGAAGCUAUGUUCUGAAGAAACUCGAACCCAAUACCGAGUAUGUUGUGUCUUUGAGAGCUCGAAAUAUCAAGGGAGAUGGUCCUCCAAUUUAUGACAACAUCAAAACCCGAGAUGAAGAACCUAUGGAAGCUCCAAUGCCCCUUGAAGUGCCCGUUGGUUUGAGGGCAAUAACAAUGUCUUCCACAUCGAUUGUGGUCUAUUGGAUUGACACAACCCUCAGCAAAAAUCAACAUGUGACAGAUAAUCGUCAUUACACUGUGCGAUAUGGCAUAACAGGAUCCAGUCGGUUUAAGUUACACAACACCACCGACUUGAAUUGCAUGCUAAAUGAACUACGUCCUAAUACUCAAUACGAAUUUGCUGUAAAAGUUGUCAAGGGCCGACGCGAAUCAGCAUGGUCAAUGUCUGUGCUAAAUACAACCCUCCAAAACAUUCCAAUAUCACCUCCUAGAGAGGUGACAGUUCGAGCCGAUGAGAAUAAUCCUCAGAGUGUUAUAAUCCAAUGGCUUCCACCGAAACACAGUAUGGGCCAGAUAAGCGGCUACAAUGUGUACUACACCACAGAUACCUCGAAACGAGACCGAGAUUGGUCUAUUGAAAGCUCGAAUCUAGAUGACAAUGUUAUGGUGAUAUUAAAUCUUAAGCAACACACCACAUACUACUUUAAGGUUCAAGCUCGAACCGGCAAAGGUAGUGCACCAUUUUCAACUCUGGUCUCUCACACAACUGGUGCAGCAGUUUUAAGACAAGAACCAAAUACCAUCAGUAAAGGACUCACCAAUGAGAUGAUAAUUUACAUGAUCAUUUUUGGCACAGCAGUGAUUUUAUUCAUUGUUGUUGCUGUUAUUGUGAUCUUGUGUCGCAAAAAGCCACAAAGCUCACCCGAGCACUCUAAGAAAAGUGUUCCUUUCUCCGACGUCUACAGCUAUCAGAAAAACAAUGUUGGUGUUCCAAAGCCACCAGAUCUAUGGAUUCAUCAUGAUCAAAUGGAAUUGAAGAAUAUCGAUAAACCAAUGCAUAAUCAUAAUUCAACUCCAGCUUGUAGCGAUGGAGCAUCUAGUAGUGGAGCUUUGACUCUUCCUCGACCAAGUUUGCAUGAAUACGACAUAGAAGCACCGGUUCCACCUUGUGUGACAAAUUCACUAGACAAACGGUCUUAUGUCCCAGGUUAUAUGACUACUUCUUUGAACUCAACGAUGGAACGACCACAAUAUCCACGAACGCAAUAUAACAUUCCAAAUAGGCAGCAUAUGGGUGUUGAUACAACAUUAUCGCAGCAGAGCUUGUCACAACCACAGAAUAACUCUCUGGCACAGACGCCAGAACACCCGUAUAUGUAUGAUGGAUUUAGCAAUCCACCAUACCAAACAGCAAUAUCAACUGUAGAAACUUCAAAACGUGGACAUCCACUAAAGAGUUUCGGAACUCCUGGUCCACCACAGCCUGGUGUACCGCCACCAGUUAUUACAACAUGUUCUAAGCACACACCAGCAGUUACAAUACGUCCCCAAAAUGCUUCACCAUUCAAAAAACCAUCAUUCUCAGUUGCCACACCCACAAAUCGCCUAACAGGCUGCUCAUCAAUAGCACAUUCAACAGAUGAAAUACAAAGACUUGCACCAAGUACUUCCACCGAAGAACUUAAUCAAGAAAUGGCCAAUUUAGAGGGCCUAAUGAAAGAUUUAAGUGCAAUCACUGCCAGUGAAUUUGAAUGUUAACAUCGAUAUAAAUAAAUAAAUAGACCAUAGAUACGAAAAAAAAAAACAAUAUAAAAUAAAGUAAUAUUAAGCCCUUCCCUAGCCAGCCGCCUCCUUUCCCGCCAAUCAUCACCCCAUCCACUAACCCUGAAUACAAAAAAAAAAUCAAACACCAAUCACUUAUAACAAGAUAUGAGUUAAGCACCUUAUGAAAAUAAUGUUUGAUUAUUAUUAUUCUUAAAUUAGAACAAAAACUAAAAAAGUUACCUUAUGCCAUCCCAAAAUUUUAAGACAUUCUUUUGUUUUUAAAAAAUUGAAGAAAAAAAAAACUACAAAAAUGUUGUAAUCAGGUAUUUUUUUAAUAACAAAAGUAAACAAUUAGACAAGUAGUGUUGACACUUAAAUACACAAACAUUAAAAUUUAAAUAUAAAAAAUUAAACAACAUUUUUAAAAAUACACCGAGAAUAAAAUUUAACAAAUGAAAUAUUGAUGUACGCACUCAAGAACUGCCCCUUCAGGGGAAAGAGACAGAAACGUAUAUAGAACUACAAAAAUUUAACACACAAAAAUGCAUGCAUAUCACGUCAACUUAAUUGAAAAAGGAUCACCACUCCAGAAAGUCCUUGUUAUUUUAGUUUUGAGUUUGUUAAGUGUAUUAAGCCUACAAGUCAAGCAAUAGUCAUUUUAAACAAGAAACACUAUAAUUCAUUUAUUUAUUUCCAUUAACGGUAAUUUUAAAGUUUUCAAAAAUAUGUUUGUAUGAUAUUAUCUAAAUAUUACGAAGAGCCGUCUUAGAUAAAAGGUUUUCGUUGCCAAAUUAUGAGCAUAUAGUUUUGAUUGAUAUUCAAGAUCCUUUAGAUAUCAUUAAAGUUGAGUUUUGUUUGUUUGAGUAAAGGACUCAAAUGUUCACAUUUCAGUUUUUUUCAAAAAGCUAUUUUAAAUCACUGAAAUUUGUCAUCUCAUAAUUUUAAUUCAAAACUGAAAAGAUAAAAGAAUAACAUUAUUUUAAAUCGUUGAUAUUAGAAAAAAAUACGAAUUCCAAGUUUAUCUAUCUCGGCUCUUUAAACAUUUUAAAGUUCUCCAAAAUCCUUUUAAAACAAAUAAUACUAUUAUUGUGUUAACAUACGACGGGGUUUAAAUAAUUGAAAAACAAAAAUACAUAUAAAUGUGAUGUAAAAAAAAAGUAAAAAAAGAUUUCUUUUUAAAUACAAAAAUUAAUGCUUAAACAAUUCUACUUAUAUCUUCAAAACUCAUGUGACUAAGAAUAUUAUAUUAUUUUUUUGUAUAUCACAAAAAUUCCUGUAAAUAUUUAUAAAUUUAAUAACUUUUCACUAUUCAUUUUUUAACUUUAAAAUGUUAAGUAUCAUAAAAGAUACAAAAUAACAAAAAUAAAAUAUUCAGAAAAAUUAAAUCUUUAACACAUAAAACUAAACUAAAUUUACUGUCUUGAAAUUAUAUUUUAUCAAAAUUAUAUUUAUGUUUUGAAUUUGUGUGAUUUUUUUUAUUAAAAUGUAGAAAAUACAUUUCAGAUGAUUCAUUGUUACAGUUUAAUAAUUAAUUUACUAUAUUAAGUCUUUUUUGUGUUCUGUGUUCUUUGUUCUUUCUUUUUUGUGUGUUGUUUUUUUUUCGAAAGGAAUUUAGAAUCAUUUUUUUAAAAUUAAAAAUGUUUUAAAGUUCUAUAAACUUCCAACUUAUCAAGUUUUCCAAUUAUGCUGGUUUGAAAUGAUUCAUCUAAGUUUUUAGAUACAUUAAUCGUGUCGUAUGAUAAAUAAAUAAUGUAGCAAAUAUAAUUUCACAAUAAUUGUCAAUCACUUUAUUUUAUCACUAUGCUAGGUUCCUAUUUGCCUUUUUCAAUUAAUUGUAGACAUAUUGUUUUGACAAGAAAAAUCAUUUACCUGUUAUGGAAUCGAUUUUUCCUGUCAUAUUUGAAGUCCUGUUCUUCAUAAUGUGUCCUUCAUCAAUUAAAAAUAGAAAAAUAGGAAAUAAAAACCGCCUAGCGUUAAUGUGGUGGAAUGGAAACUUGUUCCUUCUUAAAUGUCCUUUUGACAUUCUUUCGGGUUUGAGUAUUCUUUUUCUUAAAGAUUACAAUUCAAUCCUAUUGCACUCGAUCUCAAUUUUUAAAUAUAAACACACGGAAUAAAAAUUACUUUCUUAUUUUUUAAAUGGACUUUCUAGUUAACAUUCACAAAUCAUUUAUUUAUUUGAUGAUACCUACAUUAUUUUUAAUUGACUCUGUCAUUGACUUUUUGUCUCCAUUCGUCUAAUUAUUUUUGCCAAAGGAAUAAAAUAAACAAUAAAAAGUCACACAAAUUCUUCUUGAAAUAUAAAUUUUUCUUUUAUUUUGCAUUCAUACAUAUUUGUACCUCUAUUCUUUUAUUAAAUAUAACAAACUCCUCGAUCACGAUGACUAAUAUACAGUACAGAGGUAUAAAUGAUAUAAAAUAAAUGAAUAUUGAUUUUAAUUUUUUAUUGUAAUUGCCAUUGAAAUUUUUAUUUUGGAAUCAAAACACUCCAUCGUGAUCAUUGUGCCAUUUAAUUGUUCAUUCAUAAUAAUUUUAUAUCAUAUACAUAUUUUAUGUGUAACUUUAUUAUUUUAUACAUAUAUAUAUUUUAGUUAAUAAUAAUUAAGAAAAAAAAAUAUAUGUAUUUGUAUAAUGUACUUUAUAUUAUGUAGUUUAUAAGAAAUCACCACUUCCUCUAAUUAUAUAUUUUUUUUGUUUGUCUUUCAAUUAUUUCCUUUCUAGAUAAUUUUAAGAAAUAAAUUAUACAAUUGAAUAAUAUUACUGUAAGACAUUUUUGUACAGAUUUAUAAAUAAUAUAAAUAGAAUUCUAACGAGAAAGAAAAUAAAAGAAAAAUAUUAAGUGAACUUAUGCGAAAAUGCUAAAAAUAAAAACAAAC